AUGGAUGAAGAGAUGCAAUCCCCGGACGAAGGACCAUGCGCCCCUAAAAUGAACCGUCUUCAGCGGGGUCCGUACAGCUCCCUAAAAAUGUUCCAGACCAAGCGCGCGGCUGGUAAGUCGCGCUUUGAUAGGUCCGCUAUAGUUGAGGUACCACUGCUCGGAGAUGGAGGGGGGCACCAGUUCACUUUCCAUCCCGGACAGCCUCAUCCUUUCCAGCCUCACCAUCAGCAGCAGCAGCGCCCGCAGCUCCCCCAGACCUGCCCCGCGCCGAGCAGCAGCCAGCAGCUCCAGAUGCUCCCACAGCAACAGCACCGACUCCCAUGUGAGAGCAGGCCUAGCAGCAGGGUGCCCACCUCCACCUCAGCAUGCGGCCAGCAGCGGCGUGCCAGCGGAGACGUAGAACCCAGGUUCUCCCCUGGAAGAGCUUCUCUAAGUCAAGCUCCAGACUGCACCUUUGCCAUCAGCUCAGAAAACCGUCUCAUCUUGGAUGCCUUUGCCCAGCAAUGUAGCAGAGUCCUGAACCUCCUGAACAACGGGCGUCUGCUGGAGCCCUCUCAUUCCUUCAUGUCCAACAUAAAGGUGGAGGACAGCCCAGGGGAGGGCCCAGGCCUUCAUGGCCCUGUCCUGGGGAAGACCAAAUCUGAGGAGAGCUCUUCUACCACAGACCUGGAGGAGGAGGCUCAGCCAAGCCAUGUAAGCCGGCAGCAGACCUCCGCGCUGCGCAUCUUCACCGACUCCCUUCAGAACUACCUGCUGUCAGGGCCCCAGCAGCAGCCCUUGCUGGCCCCAGGCUUGGAGAACGAGAGCCCACCUGUAGAGCCCAGCUCUGGGCUGUCCCCUCAGAGGCACAGCCUCGGGGGCUGGGGCUCCCCCACACCCUCUGAGUCCUAUGGCCACCCGUCCUCCACUCUGCCCGAGGAGGAGGAGGAGAGCUGCUGCCCCCGCUGUGUGGAGCUGGAACAGGAGGUACUGUCCCUGCAGCAGGAGAAUGAGGAACUACGAAACAAACUGGACAACAUCCCAGUCCCAUGUCAGAAUGUUCUUGACUACUUCAAGACGGUUCUUGAUUUCCACAACCAGCUGAUUCAGCCAAUGCAUGAGGAACCAUUUAUUGAGGAGGAAGAAAGGCAUUCAGUUUUUGAGGGAAGUAAGCAGCUCUUGGAGAACUACCCCCUCUUCAUCACUAACAAACAAUGGGAUGAAGCGGUCAAUUCCUCCAAGAAAGAUGGCCGACGACUGCUGCGGUACCUGAUCCGGUAUGUCUUCACCACAGAUGAGCUGAAGUUCUCCUGUGGGCUGGGCAAGAGGAAGCGCUCUGUGCACUCCGGGGAACCAGGACUGGAGAGGCGACCUCUCAACCCCAUCAAAGUCAGCUGCCUCAGAGAGUUUAUCCGGAUGCACUGUGCCUCAAACCCGGACUGGUGGAUGCCUUCUGAGGAGCAGAUAAAUAAAGUGUUCAGUGAUGCCGUGGGCCAUGCGCGCCAGGGCCGGGCAGUGGGUACGUUCAUGUGCAGCAGUGGCAGCAGCACCAGCAGUCUCUACACAGAGGCCUUUGAUGGGCACUUAUCACAGGAUGAACUCUAUCUGAAAAGCUGCUCGAACGGCCCUUGCGACUGAAGGUAAAACAUGGGAACAGAUUGCACAUGCCUGAUCUGUAGCUGUACAACAACAUAUCCCAAAACUAUGACCUUAUCCUGUCCUGUUACUAUAAAGAAAACAUUCCAAACUAAUGGGAAAAAGGUUACUUUACUGGUUGGUAGGAGUUACUUUAAUGGUUGGUAAUGUAAAGUGUCAGAUGAACAGUUCUAAGCGUUCAGUCCAUGAUAUAUUACAGCAUUGUCUUUAUCACUUUAAGUAAUGUGACUUUUUAAAUUUCUAUUUUCUUUCUUAAAUCUGACACAGCACAUAGCAGUUUUCAUUUCAAUUAGCACCUUUACAACAAGUUUUAUUUGCAAGAUUUAAAAGAAGUUAUUUGUUACAAAGUUAUGAGAACAGUCCAUUGAAUACACUAUGUCCUGUGCAGUUUUACUUCACAUGAAUAUGUUUGUCGUUUAGAGCACUUAUGUUGUAAGCACACAGUUUUCUUUUGUACACACUUGUAUUACCUGCAGUUAGCAUGUGUCCAUGUCUGGGUUAAUUAUAUAUACUCCUUCAUGAUGGACUGUAUCUUUACUACAAUGUAGCACUGUUUUGUUUUGUUUUUUAAGGCAGUUGCCAUACAUACUUGAAUGCCUUAAACUUCCUUCAUCAACUAUUAUUCCUAUGCUUAUGUAUUCGCACAUCAUAAUCUAUGAAGGAUUUGGUGAAUAAGUUUAUGAAACGCACUUGGUUUUAAAUGAGAAUCUUAUUUGCACUUAUCAGCCUCACUGAAGCAGAGACAGUGAGGAGUCAGCAUUUAUGCCUUUCUGAAUGACUCCACAUAUUUGUAUUGUAUUGUAAUGUGUACAAUUCCCUUCGAGCUACUGUUUUCUAUGGUUGAAUGUACAAGAUAUCGUAUAUUCAGAAUGUUUGCCACUUAGUGUAAGUGUUUUAAAUAGAACACAACUGUGUGAGGUGUUCUCUUCCUCAAAGCCAAGUAGAAAAGUGCCACAGAAACCCUCACUAUUGGCCUCUGUCCUUGUACUGUUCCUGAUGUUUCUUAUUAUUAAAACUCAGCAUUUUGAUGGCAUAGGCAUAUUAUCCUCAAAGUUCUACUCACACUGUGAAACACAAGUAGUUUUUUUACUGAUUCAAAUGGCGUUUUUGUUUAUUCUAAAUAAAUUACACUUGAAAUUG
Messenger RNA from Boleophthalmus pectinirostris (great blue-spotted mudskipper), 2775 nucleotides. Its product is annotated as BEN domain-containing protein 4. Lineage: Eukaryota; Metazoa; Chordata; Actinopteri; Gobiiformes; Gobiidae. Gene Ontology annotation, molecular function: DNA binding. The record is from RefSeq and is a predicted model, not a curated record.